AUGAAGCUGGCAUACCUUGUCCUUGGUGCCAUGACCCUCCUUCUUCUGGGUGGCUGUGACUCUGCCCUCAGCACCUCCAGGGGGAGCCUGCACACUUUCGUGGGCUGUGCUGUGAGGGAGUUCACUUUCCUGGCCAAGAAGCCAGGCUGCAGCGGACUUCGGAUCACCACUGAUGCCUGCUGGGGCCGCUGCGAGACCUGGGAGAAACCCAUCCUGGAGCCUCCCUACAUCGAAGCCCACCACCGAGUCUGUACCUACAACGAGACCAAGCAGGUGACUGUCAAGCUGCCUAACUGUGCUCCAGGAGUCGAUCCCUUCUACACCUACCCGGUGGCUGUCCGGUGUGAUUGCGGGGCUUGUUCCACGGAAACCACCGAGUGUGAGACCACCUGAAGCCGGCGUGGUCUGCAGAACGCAGCUAGUGGCCCGAGCCUCACAGAUCCGCUUCCCCCAGGAAUGUAUCUGCUCUAUCCCCUGCAGUCAAGUACGGUUGAAUUUGGGCCAGCCUGGCUCAGGCUUUCCUCUGCUCAGUUAGGCACCAGGUACAGGUGCAGCACACUCACGCUAAAAAUGUCAAACACUAUUGACCCUUCCCCAGGAUAAUGUCUCCGGUUCAUAUGUCCCUCAAUUUGAUUUUAUUUGCUUGACUCUGGGAACGUGAUUUGUCUAUUACAACCCGCCCUCAGUUUUGAUUGACAUUGUAGCAUUUAUUUAAAGGAAUUGGAUAUCAUUAAGCUCCAGAAAGCCUUUAAAUCCCUACAUUCUGCCAUUGAACUCCAACUGGAUUUAUGAUUAAAAGGCAAAGUAUGAUCAACACCA
Messenger RNA from Peromyscus maniculatus bairdii (prairie deer mouse), 819 nucleotides. It is a transcript of the gene Gphb5, whose product is annotated as glycoprotein hormone subunit beta 5. Gene Ontology annotation, biological process: G protein-coupled receptor signaling pathway; regulation of thyroid hormone receptor signaling pathway. Gene Ontology annotation, cellular component: extracellular region; cytoplasm. NCBI's taxonomy places the organism in Eukaryota, Metazoa, Chordata, Mammalia, Rodentia, Cricetidae. The record is from RefSeq and is a predicted model, not a curated record. Gene Ontology annotation, molecular function: hormone activity.